Messenger RNA from Gracilinanus agilis (Agile Gracile Mouse Opossum), 620 nucleotides. Its product is annotated as L-amino-acid oxidase-like. The transcript has a single exon. The record is from RefSeq and is a predicted model, not a curated record. Gene Ontology annotation, molecular function: polyamine oxidase activity; L-amino-acid oxidase activity. Lineage: Eukaryota; Metazoa; Chordata; Mammalia; Didelphimorphia; Didelphidae. The annotation marks the transcript as partial. Gene Ontology annotation, biological process: amino acid catabolic process.
CCCGCCCUGAGCCGCAUCCGCUUCCGGCCCCCGCUGCCCCCGCCGCUCUGCCGGGCCCUCCGCGCCGUGCACUACGUCCCGGCCACCAAGGUCUUCCUGGGCUUCCGGGAGGCUUUCUGGGAGGCCGAGGGCAUCGCCGGGGGGCACUCCAACACCGACCGGCCCGCCCGCACCCUCUACUACCCGCAGGGCCCGGGGGGCCUCCUCCUCGCCUCCUACACGUGGGCCGACGCCACCCGGGCCUUCGCGGGCCUGCCCGAGGACGAGGUCCUGCGCCUGGCCCUGGAGGACGUCGUCGGCCUCCACGGGGAGAGGGUCCGCGGGCUCUGGGACGGGCGGGGGGCCGUGAAGCGCUGGGGGGAGGAUCCCCACAGCCAGGGCGGCUUCGUGAUGCAGCCCCCGAGCCCCCACGGCCCCGGGCACGAGGCGCCCCCGCGCUGGGACUGGACGCGGCCCGUCGGCCGCCUGCACUUCGCCGGGGAGUUCACGGCGCUGCCCCACGGCUGGGUGGAGACGGCCAUCAAGUCGGGGCUGCGGGCGGCCCGGAGCAUCCACAAGGAGGCGGUCUAGGAGCGGCAACCCCGGGGCCCGGGCGGGGAAACCGAAUAAAGGAUUUGUGG